AUGGCUAUUCCGAGGCAGAAAGUGGUCGUUGUAGGUGCUGGCCCGGUGGGGGCCUUGGCAGCACUGUACGCCGCUUCAAGAGGCGACGAGGUCGAAGUGUAUGAACUCCGCGGAGAUCUCCGAGACCCUACAACCGUGCCGUUGAACUUUACUAAGUCUAUCAACUUGGCACUGUCGGAACGUGGGAUUACAUCCAUGAGACACUCUGGUCGAGAUGGCCUGAUCAACAACGUUCUGCACGGAGCGAUCCCCAUGCAUGGGCGGAUGAUCCACGGCCGAGACCGAGGAGAUCUGUGGGAAGCUGCACAAGCUUAUGACGUUCACGGCCGGGCUAUCAAUGCUAUCGACCGAGGUACUCUAAACAAUGCCCUCCUCGAUGAGCUAGAGAAAACCCCCAACGUCAAGCUCUUCUUCAACCACAAGUUGACCGGUGCCGACUUUCGCACCAACAAGGCUUGGUUUGAGCGAAGAAUCCCCGGUGAAACCCCCGUCCCCGAUGAUGUGGGUGUAGCCGGUCGAGUGCCGGAGAUCGAAGUCUCCUUCGACUUCCUCAUCGGCGCCGAUGGGGCCCACUCCGCCUCGCGGUUCCACAUGAUGAAGUUCGCUCGAGUCGAUUACCAGCAAGAGUACAUCGACACUCUCUGGUGCGAGUUCCGCAUCCCGCCCACCGAAGACGGCAAUUUCCGCAUCUCCCCAAACCACCUGCACAUCUGGCCGGGGCGCGAGUUCAUGUUCAUCGCGCUACCAUCAGCGGAUAAAUCGUUCACCUGCACCUUGUUCGCGCCGUCCGCGCACUACACCUGCCUAGAGACCUCGACACAGGAUCUACACGAAUUCUUCGACGAACAUUUCCCCGGCGUGUGUCCAGAGCUGAUCGACCCCGCAGCGUUAAGCGAGCAAUUCGCGACGAACCCCCACCUCCCACUUAUCAGCAUCAAGUGCAAGCCGCACAAUUUCAACGCUAGCGUGGUCAUCCUCGGCGAUGCAGCUCACGCAGUCCUUCCUUUCUACGGACAGGGAUUGAACGCCGGACUCGAGGAUGUCCGUGUUCUUUUUGAGAAACUUGACAGCCAGGGAGUCUACGACCCUAACUCCAGCAUCUACACACGCGGUCUUAAACGUCAGGCUGCCUUCCAAGCCUAUACUGACCAGCGCUGCGCGGACACUCAUGCUAUCAACGAUCUUUCCAAGGAGAAUUAUUUGGAGAUGCGUGCGGGAGUCAAGUCACCGCUGUACAAAUUACGCAAGACGAUCGAAGAGACGAUCGACCGCCAUUUCCCGUCCUUCGGCUGGCAAACGCAGUAUGCUCGUGUUAGCUUUAGCAAUCAGAGAUAUUCGGAGGUCGUUCGGGCCGUUCAGAACCAAAGCCAGGUGCUUGGUCUUGGCUUGAGUGGGGCUUUGGUUGCUCUCGUUGGUUCUAUAUCAAUUUUGAUGUGGAAGUACCCUCGAUACCUGUCGCCGGUAGCUUUGGUUCGGGGCUGGAGACAUUUGGCUUGUGUUGGGCUGAGGGCCAUUCGGAAUUUCAUGCACAGAUAG
Penicillium bovifimosum is the source of this 1536-nucleotide messenger RNA. It is a transcript of the gene bna4, whose product is annotated as kynurenine 3-monooxygenase. Gene Ontology annotation, biological process: NAD+ metabolic process; L-tryptophan catabolic process; quinolinate biosynthetic process. Gene Ontology annotation, molecular function: NAD(P)H oxidase H2O2-forming activity; FAD binding; kynurenine 3-monooxygenase activity. Lineage: Eukaryota; Fungi; Ascomycota; Eurotiomycetes; Eurotiales; Aspergillaceae. The record is from RefSeq and is a predicted model, not a curated record. The coding region runs from base 1 to 1536 and encodes 511 amino acids. Gene Ontology annotation, cellular component: mitochondrial outer membrane. The transcript is spliced from 3 exons.